AUGAUCGAAGUCAUCUACAUCGUGCGGCACGCGUUCCGCGCCAACUGGUCCGUUGAUCCCCAAACGGGUAUCUACACCGCCUCUAUGGCAAGGAAUCCGACCGGGAUACCCACUGAUCCGCCUCUGACGUCCAAAGGUGUGGACCAGAGUAAGGAGUUGGCCGAGUUUCUGAGUAAGAUCGAACCCCCGGUUGAGAGAAUCUACUCAAGCCCUUUCUAUCGCUGUUUGCAGACUCUCAAGCCAUUCAGCGAUAAGCUGUUUGAGGAGGGAAAGGCAAAGGGGAGGAUCAGGAUUGAUCGUGGCAUUGGAGAGUUUUUCGGGCGCGCACACUUUGAACACCCUAAUCCACCGCAUCUCGAGCUUCUGACUCCUCAUUUCCGGAACUUAGACGACCAAUAUGCGUCUGUACACAUGCCGGGAUCCAACGGCGAGUUGAUCGUGGAGCUACACGAACGUGUUAGGAACGCACUAGAUCACAUCGUCACUACACUGGAUAACGACCCCGAGCAGCCGAAGACCGUCUUAUUAUGCACCCACGCUGCGACUAUGAUAGCAGCCGGCCGGGUGCUCACGGGAAAAAUGCCGGAGAACCCCGACGAAGAUGACUUCCAGUGCUUCACGGCCGGGCUGUCCAAGUAUGUGAGGAGAUCAGCGGACCCCAUGAAAGGCGUUGCUGGAAACUGGGAAUGCGAAAUGAACUCCGAGACGUCCUACCUCUCGGGCGGAGCAGAGAGAGGCUGGCACUUCAGUGGCGAAGAGAGUUUUGUAGACUUCUCGGAUAGCGGUACAAAAGGUGAGGAAAGCUCGAAGUUGUGA
Molecule: messenger RNA, 816 nt
Organism: Alternaria arborescens
Lineage: Eukaryota; Fungi; Ascomycota; Dothideomycetes; Pleosporales; Pleosporaceae
Exons: 4
Coding region: 1-816 (271 amino acids)
Source: RefSeq, a predicted model, not a curated record